CAAAUCCAUGCUGCUUAUUGUAAAUUAGGAAAGUAGUUUGGUGAUCAAGAAUCGAUUUCACAAAAUAUAAUGAUCGCUUUAAGAAAAGCAUUCCAAAUUGCGAAAAUAGGUCUUCGCACUCGACACAUCUCCUCGAAUGUUGUACGUCAUGCGGAAGCCGCCACAGUCUCCUCCGGUGUAGAAAAGCUGACGAUACCGGUACCAGAAGGAACAGAAAAACCGGCUGAUCCGAAGUUGGUUUCUAUCGUUGACAACAUUGCGAAACUUAACUUGCUCGAAGUUUCCGAACUGAGUACGUUGCUGAAGCGGAAACUUAAUCUGCCCGACGCGGCAAUGAUGCCGGCAGGAUUUGGUGCAUUUGCCGGAGCUGUGCCAGCACCAGCCGCAGACGAAGAAGAAGCGGCCCCGAAGGUAGUGAAAACUACCUUCAAAGUGAAGCUAGUUAAAUUCGAUGAGAAGCAAAAGGUUGCAUUGAUUAAGGAAGUUAAGAACCUGCUGGAAGGAAUGAAUUUAGUUCAGGCGAAGAAGUUUGUAGAAAGUGCACCAACAGUUGUGAAAGAAGACGUUUCAAAGGACGAGGCUGAAAAACUGAAAGAAGCCUUCACUAAGGUGGGCGCAGUGAUUGAGGUGGAGUAAACAUAGUGCAGCAAACAUUGUAAUUAGCUCGUAAGAUUUAAUAAAAUAGUACACUUGAAACCUA
Molecule: messenger RNA, 700 nt
Organism: Anopheles coustani
Lineage: Eukaryota; Metazoa; Arthropoda; Insecta; Diptera; Culicidae
Gene: mRpL12
Exons: 1
Coding region: 70-636 (188 amino acids)
Biological process (GO): translation; mitochondrial transcription
Cellular component (GO): ribosome; mitochondrial large ribosomal subunit
Molecular function (GO): structural constituent of ribosome
Source: RefSeq, a predicted model, not a curated record